AUGUCUUCUGUAAAAAGUUCAAAGCAAGAAAUAAUUUCGCAGUUUCAUUCUUCAGCUGCUGAAGGAGAUGUUGCCAGGUUAACAGUGAUCUUCAGUCAUUCCCCAUCUGUUCUCAAUGAAACAUCUGAAAAUGGUUGGACUGCUUUAAUGUAUGCUGCAAGGAAUGGGCAUCCAGAUGUUGUUCAGUUUCUUCUUGAGAAAGGGUGUGACCGAUCGAUUGUCAAUAAAUCAAAACAGACUGCAUUAGAUAUUGCUAAGUUUUGGGGUUACAAGCAUAUAGCUAACUUACUGGCUAAUGCUAAAGGUGGAAAGAAGCCGUGGUUCCUAACCAGUGAUGUGGAUGGAUGUGAAAAUUAUUUCAGCAGGACUCUACUGGAUCGGAAAAGUGAGAAAAGAACUAAUUCUGACUGGCUGCUAUCGAAACAAAGUCAUCCAACUACAGUUUAUAUCCUUUUCUCAGAUUUAAGCCCCUUGGUUACUCUAGGUGGCAAUAAAGAAAGUUUCCAACAGCCAGAAGUCAGACUUUGCCAGCUAAACUAUGCAGAUAUAAAGGAUUAUUUGCUUCAUCCAGAUAACAUCACCUUGAUUUUCCUUGGGGUAGAACUGGAAAUGAAAAGAGAGUUAUUUAACUCUGCUGGGGAAGUCCCUAGAGAGGAAGAAGAUGGGCUGGUUGCCUGGUUUGCUCUGGGUAUAGAUCCUGUUGCUGCUGAAGAAUUUAAGCAAAGACAUGAAAAUUGUUAUUUUCUUCAUCCUCCAAUGCCAGCCCUUCUUCAGCUGAAAGACAAAGAAGCAGGGGUUGUGGCUCAAGCAAGAUCCAUUCUUGCCUGGCACAGUCGAUACAAGUAUUGUCCCACCUGUGGCAGUGCCACAAAAAUUGAAGAGGGUGGUUAUAAAAGAGAGUGUCUGAAAAAGGACUGCCCGAGUCUCCAGGGAGUUCACAAUACUUCGUACCCACGAGUUGAUCCAGUAGUAAUCAUGCAAGUUAUUCAUCCAGAUGGAACCAAAUGUCUUUUAGGCAGGCAGAAAAGAUUUCCCCCGGGUAUGUUUACUUGCCUUGCUGGAUUUAUUGAACCUGGGGAGACAAUAGAAGAUGCUGUUCGGAGAGAAGUAGAAGAGGAAAGUGGAGUCAAAGUUGGCCAUGUUCAGUAUGUCUCUUGUCAGCCCUGGCCAAUGCCCUCCUCCUUAAUGAUUGGUUGCUUAGCUGUGGCAGUGUCGACAGAAAUUAAAGUUGACAAGAAUGAAAUAGAGGACGCCCGCUGGUUCACUAGAGAACAGGUUGUGAUGUUCUGCAAAGGGAAGCAGCAGGUCUUUGUGCCCCCAAGCCGAGCAAUUGCACAUCAGUUAAUCAAAGCACUGGAUUGGAAUGAAACCCAAUCUUUAAAUCAAAGGACUAAAUUGAAGACAUUUUGUGGUUCUUCAGAGUAUCUCAGCACAGAAGGUUAUAAAUGGAUUUCCAAAGUAUUUUCUAAGUGUGCCUUUCUAUCUUAACCAUAAAGUUCAUGUUUUCCAUAAAUCACAUUAACUCGUACAUUCUUCAAGCUGAGUCCCAUGCUCUGUACAUUUGUUUCAGUUGGUCACAACCUAUUUUAAUCUCACAAA
Molecule: messenger RNA, 1599 nt
Organism: Suncus etruscus (white-toothed pygmy shrew)
Lineage: Eukaryota; Metazoa; Chordata; Mammalia; Eulipotyphla; Soricidae
Gene: NUDT12
Product: nudix hydrolase 12
Biological process (GO): NAD+ catabolic process; NADP+ catabolic process
Cellular component (GO): cytosol
Molecular function (GO): NADH pyrophosphatase activity; metal ion binding; protein binding
Source: RefSeq, a predicted model, not a curated record